Panthera uncia (snow leopard) is the source of this 616-nucleotide messenger RNA. RefSeq names its product HIG1 hypoxia inducible domain family member 2A (gene HIGD2A). Gene Ontology annotation, biological process: mitochondrial respirasome assembly. The record is from RefSeq and is a predicted model, not a curated record. The coding region runs from base 60 to 380 and encodes 106 amino acids. Gene Ontology annotation, cellular component: mitochondrion. The transcript is spliced from 2 exons. Lineage: Eukaryota; Metazoa; Chordata; Mammalia; Carnivora; Felidae.
GACCUCAUCAGGAGGCGGGGUUUAGCGUCCCUAUUUUCUCCUAAAGCUGUUGCGGGGACAUGGCGGUUCCUGGCCCUGUGACUCCGGAGGCACCCUUUGAGCCAUCACAGCCCCCGGUCAUUGAGGGCUUUAGCCCCAGUGUCUACAGCACUCCAGAAAGCUUCAAAGAAAAAUUCCUUCGCAAGACCCGCGAGAACCCGAUGGUACCCAUAGGCUGCCUGGGCACGGCGGCCGCCCUAACCUACGGCCUCUACUGCUUCCACCGGGGUCAGAGCCACCGAUCUCAGCUUAUGAUGCGCACCCGGAUCGCUGCCCAGGGCUUCACGGUCGCAGCCAUCUUGCUGGGUCUGGCUGCAUCUGCUAUGAGGUCUCGAUCCUGAGCCCGAGACUUGGCCUUGAAAGUUCCGCAGAGAUCAUUCCCAGCCCCAGGAGCAACCACCUGUCCUGUCACCUGACUUAUUCCCUCAUCUUCCCUGACAAGUCGGAGGAAGUGGCCAAUUGUGUGACCGACACAUGUUUUUUCAGGAAUCUCAGAUUGGGUUCAGUUUGGGUGUUGCAUACUUCUAUUUGUGCCUCACUUUCUCCACCUCCUACUUAAUAAAUUGAUCCACUUGUA